GUUCUAUGUAUAUAUGAUAAGCACAAGGACGACUGUAAGUGUAAGCCACCAGCUCUUGCAUCACUGAUACGAGCAAACUUUUCCUCCUCGAAAGAGAGUACCUACCUCAUUCAGAUCAAGAUGGCGGCCUUUUCCCACGGACACGCACACGCAUCCCGGCUUGCGCGAGGCGUAAAAAUCUAUAAAACUGACAAAAUCUUCCACCCGGCGCCUCAGCCUAUAAUGCCCCAAAGGCUCUUUGCGGGUGCUGAGUUUUGUAUGUACAUAUCGGCUUGGUAUGCAGCAACGAAAGUUAGGGACCUUCUUGUAUCGCAGGCCAUUUUCGUUUGUCUUGUUUGUCUCGCAGAAAAUGAAAUGCAAUGCUUCGCGUUGGCGUCAAAAUAAUGCAGGUCUCACGCGAUUCGGUUUCUUUGCCUCUCUCAGGAUGAGAAACAACUACGGGCUUCUGUGAAUCGCGCAAGAGAAAUAAUGCCCGUGCUUCUGGCUAUGCUGGGGAACGGAAGAGAUGUCUCCUCUCGAUACAAAUGUUCUUCUCUUGCUGCAGUGGCUGUGGGUCGAAGUACUGGCGGAGAAGAAGCAGAAGAGAACGAGACUCCGUAUCCACCAGGUCUUGCAUGGCUGGCCAAGGUCACACGUGCUCAAAGUUUGGUUCCUGCAACCUACGACAAUACGAAAACGAUUCCCGUCAAGUUGGACGCAAUUGUAGAGGAGAUGCAUUUCAGAUGCAGGGUUCUUGCCGUUACUUCUUCUAAGUACAUGACUUAGAAGAUGGCCAGAUUCAUAAUUACAUUUUCCAGAAACACAAAACGAACCCAAAAAUACAGAAUUUUGCCCAAAGUGGGACGAGCGCAGGAGUUCGCGUGCCUGGUCCGUCGCGUGUCAUGUGUAUACUCACCUUCACCGAAGGAGUAGCUGACGCUCUUAAAGACCAGCUGCAGCAGAUGCACUUGGACAUUGAUGACCUCGACACAGGCAAAGAUUACUAUCUUGACAUGGACGAGCUAAAAGCUGUGUUUGACACAAACCAUGAUAACAAAAUUACGGAAGAAGAGAUCGACAAAGUAAAGUUCUUUGAUUUGAACGGAGACGGAGCACUUUUGCAAGACGAAAUGGAAUUCGCUGACUCAUUCAAUUGGGCCCUCGACACGCAGUUUAGGUCGGAAGAUGGUGACGCGCUCCUGAAAGAUGUCAAUGAUCUUUUGCCUGAUGGCCAUAUCGCAGAAAGAAAUAAGAGCUACACUUAUUCACUUUUGAAGAUGUAGUAAUGUAACUGAGUUAUGCAGCUGGUUUGCUCGGCAUGCGCAUGACAACAAGAGCUCACAAGGAAAACAUUCGUCAAGCUAGGCUCGGUAGCAUUUGCCGGAGGGCAGACCGAGGUUGUCUGUGUUGCUUGUUCUGUAGCAAUAAUGUAAGUCACUGCAAUACUUUUCUCUCUGCAUUAUCAAGGACAUCGACGAAAAGCAGCUCGAGGCAUACGACUUUAACGGAGACUCCCAGCUUUCGCUCGACGAAGUGAAGCUUCUCGUCCAAGUGGAAAAGAAUGAUGACGACUUAAUUGAUGCGAACAGCGACGCACUAGGCAUUGCGAAUGGCCUCGUGGGGGAGUCUCACAAGCUGACGG
Amoebophrya sp. A120 is the source of this 1621-nucleotide messenger RNA. The record is from the annotation of a GenBank genome assembly. NCBI's taxonomy places the organism in Eukaryota, Dinophyceae, Syndiniales, Amoebophryaceae.